Molecule: messenger RNA, 1275 nt
Organism: Fusarium poae
Lineage: Eukaryota; Fungi; Ascomycota; Sordariomycetes; Hypocreales; Nectriaceae
Exons: 2
Coding region: 1-1275 (424 amino acids)
Biological process (GO): nucleocytoplasmic transport; activation of GTPase activity
Cellular component (GO): perinuclear region of cytoplasm; nucleus; cytosol
Molecular function (GO): GTPase activator activity; small GTPase binding
Source: RefSeq, a predicted model, not a curated record
AUGACUUCCUCCAACAAGGUGUUUUCCCUCGAGGGAAAGGGUCUCAAGCUCGACACUGCUGAGGAUAUCGAGGCUCACAUUGCCCCUCUUCGAUCUCAAGAUGUCGAAGAGGUUCGCAUUUUGGGCAACACUCUAGGUGUUGGCGCUUGCCAGCGCCUGGGUGAGGUUCUCGCGACAAAGAAGAACCUUCGAAUUGCCAACUUCGCCGACAUCUUCACCGGCCGACUCCUGAGCGAAAUCCCCGACGCCAUCUCCUCCCUCCUGACCUCCGUCCUCAACCUCCCCAAGCUCAACACAGUCAACCUCAACGACAAUGCAUUCGGCUUGAACGUCCAAGCGCCUCUCGUGGCUUUCCUUUCCGCACACGUUCCUCUUCAGCACCUGUACCUGAACAACAACGGUAUGGGUCCUCAUGCUGGUAUUCUCAUUGCCGAUGCGCUGUCCGAGCUUCACGGCAAGAAGGAGGCCGCCCGAAAGGAAGGAAAGGAGGUCCCCGACCUUGAGACUGUUAUUUGCGGUCGCAACCGAUUGGAGAACGGAAGUAUGACAGCCUGGGCAAAGGCUUACAGCCUGCACAACAAGAUCAAGACGAUCAAGAUGGUUCAGAACGGUAUCCGACAGGAGGGUGUCUCUCAUCUUCUGACUGAGGGUCUCAGCCACGCUUCUGAGCUCAAGGUUCUCGACUUGCAAGACAACACCUUUACCGCCACUGGUGCCAGAGCCUUGUCUAAGGUCGUUUCUAACUGGGCUUCCAUUCAAGAGCUCGGCGUUGGUGACUCUCUGCUGGGACCCAAGGGUGGUAUUCUCGUAGCCAACGCUCUGGCUAAGGGCAAGAAUAACAAGCUUGAGAUCCUGCGACUACAAUAUAACGAAAUCCCUGCCAAGGGUAUUAAGGCUUUCGCCACUGCUGCCAAGGACGGUCUGCCCGCCCUGAAGCGCAUCGAGAUCAACGGCAACAUCCUCACUGAGGACGAUGAGUCAAUCAUCGCCCUCCAGGAGCUCCUCGAAGAGCGCAAGGAGAAGUUCGCUGGUGAUAUUGUCAACGAAGAUGACUGGGGUGUUGACGAGCUCGAUGAGCUUGAGGAGCCCGACAGCGACGCCGAGGAAGAGGAGGACGAGGAAGAGGAGGACGAGGAGGAGGAUGAUGUCGAGCCUGAGGAGCGUGCUGAGAAGCUGGUCAAGGAGGCCGAGGAGGCUCAGGAGGAGCCUGUCAUCCCUGUCAAGGACAAGGAGGUGGACGAGUUGGCAAAGAAGCUGGAGAAGACUGAGAUUUAG